CGACAAAUCAUCCCUUCCCCUUCGUCAUACCCAUCCCCCGCCCCGUCCCACACAACCAUGGACGCCGUUGACUUGAACUGGUGCUUGACUUGCGGAUGCCGCAUCGAACUCGAUGGCAACUCGCAAGCAUACUGCUCUCCCCAGUGCCACACAGCAGAGAUGGGCUCGUCUUCCGCCCUCAAACACUACCCCUCUUCACGACAAGUAUCAUCAUACUUCUCCGACCCCCUCGACGACGAGGUGUGCCACAUCGAAGACUGCUCCUUCGACGCCCAACUUCCAUCAUCCCCUUCUCACUCAUGGAUCGGCCGUGGUGACGCCGGCAUACUCGACUGGGCCCGCUCAGUGCCGACAGGCGCUCCAUCUGACGACGAGCCCGCAACGCUCACAAGGCCGAAGCUGCUCUCCCUCGCGAACGGCCCCGUCAAGCCUUCCCUCUACAUGUCCCGCGCCCAGCCAGCACCACCAGAGCCCUCCCGCCCCAUCCUUACGCCGCAACAGUCGUUGCCCUCGCUCUCGCGCGACUCGACAUCCCUCCACUCCACAAGCGUGGUCUCCCUUACCACCGAUUCCUCCUACUCUCUCGCGACGCCCGCAACAGGAUCUGUGGUCGGCUCGCUCGCGGCAUUCGACACCGCACGCCCAAUGGGCGGCAAGGGACUCUUCAGCGGCCUGAAGGCGCAGUUGCGCGUCUUGAGCUCGACGACCUCCCUCAAGGAGAAGCAGCGGUCGAGCACGGUCACCCGCCGCGACACGGAUGCCGCCUCAGCGGCCAGUCGCGCCCCGAAAACCCGACGGGCACCGUCACCCGUCUCGUUCUACCACAUGCCGGAGGAGUACCUCCCAGUGAAGCGGAAGGAGGCCGGAGCAAAGGCGGCGGCGACGAAGGAAAAUGCGCACCCAGCACCGGUGAGCAAGUAUGCGACACCAGCGGUCGAGGAUCACCCCGCGUACCGCGCACGCGGACGCAAGCCCUCUCGCUUCGCCUCAUGAUCGCCUCGCCUCCCCUUCAGUCUCCGCCUCGCAUACAUCGUCUAUAGACGACGUGCACGCACGCACGUCUUGUACAGUAUUUAUCCCCCGCGCUCGCUCUCGCUCUGUUUUUCCUCUGCUCUCGCCACUGGGAUUGGCAAAUAGGAAUCCAAUCCCCCGCCGGCCGGCGCCGCCAUCGCGGCGAUCGCCCCGAGGUCCCCCACACCUCCCAGCAGGCGCAUGCGCUCACACACAAUCUUCACCUCCCUGCCGGCACAAGGACCUCGAAAAGAUGACGCACGCCCUCGCUGCCUCUUGCCCCGUUCCGCUCUCGCACAUGGACUUGCACAUAACACCCAUCAUCAAUGCAUUAUCCCCCUAGCCUACUCGAUCCACUACCCCUCCACGCCACCACCACUCGCUCACGGUCCGCUUGUCUUGUUCCCCUCCGCCCCAGCUUUCCCCCGCAUACCUAACAUCUUUCGUUCACAUUUACCUCAUCGCACGCGUUCCCACUCAUUCGGCCCACACAUGCAUGUCUCGAAAAUCCCCCCACCGUCCGAUACCUGUCUC
Molecule: messenger RNA, 1545 nt
Organism: Trametes versicolor FP-101664 SS1
Lineage: Eukaryota; Fungi; Basidiomycota; Agaricomycetes; Polyporales; Polyporaceae
Exons: 2
Coding region: 58-993 (311 amino acids)
Source: RefSeq, a predicted model, not a curated record